Molecule: messenger RNA, 2891 nt
Organism: Microstroma glucosiphilum
Lineage: Eukaryota; Fungi; Basidiomycota; Exobasidiomycetes; Microstromatales; Microstromataceae
Exons: 3
Source: RefSeq, a predicted model, not a curated record
AGGUAUCCCAUCCCCACCCUCAGCCGCAGACGCACCACUUUCGACUAUCACUCGGCACCUAUCACAUCUCGACUACGCUUGGCAGGUGUAUCCGAACCACCUCGUAUUCACAACGUCUCCACUGCAGCGUACUGGACACCAGUAUCGCGCGCAUUGACAUCGGAGACGCCCUCUGCCAACGAGAAACCCACCACCCAUCUUCGGCCCAGCCGAUACCACAUCCUCUCAUCACAACCAUCCAAUUCCGCGUCAUCCCGUCUCAAGCGAAAGGCGACGACAGUAGCUCCACAACUUCUCCCUGGCGUGAGAGCGAGCGUGUGUGCGGUCCCGUGAAACAGACGAGGAUCUUUUCCCCUCGCCAGUGGCCCGACGCUCUGACUUGCAAUGGCCAAGUCGAAAGCUCCCGUAAGGGCACCUCCGCCAUCCCAGAACAAGCAGCUGGCCCAAGACCAGAGUCAGAACCUCUCUCCGAUGGGUUCAUACGACUCAUCCCCUCCGUUGGACGGCGCAGCAGCAGCUGCUGCCGCCGCCGCAAAGAAGAAGAAGAAGAAGGGCAAGGGCAAGAGAAUCGAGGACGAUUACGAUGCCGUCCUGCCACCUUCGCCGAAUGCUGCCGCCAACCAGAACCACAUGCACCACCAGGGCUACCAAGCCGGCAAUGGACCCGUUCACCUGUCGCAGGGAGCCUACACUGCCACUGCUCAGGCUCAGGCAGACCUUCUCGCUACUGCUAGCGAUCUGUACCGGCGCAUCGAGGCAGAUCCCGGAGGGAUACCAGACGACGACGCCUACUGGACAUCGCUUCCGGCACAUCUUCGCACGUUUAUUCGGAAUGCCCUCCCUCUGGGCCAAUUUCCUACAACAGGCGCAGGCGGCGGUAACAAUGAUCCCAACGCUCGCCACGCCUCGACACAGGCGAUGAUUGCAGUUGCUCAACAACUCGCUCAGGCGGCGCACGCCUCCCAGCGUCACUUGCAGCAAUAUCCACCUGGAUCGCAGCCUUAUCCAUCCCUCCCCUUUGACCCCGCAAUCUUUGCCGACUUGGCGCUCCAUUCCGACGGAUCCCUACCGCAUCCUCACUCUCACCCCAAUGGCCUCGCAGCAGGUCAGUCCCCUUACGGCCAUCUGCACUACUCCACUGGAGGCAACAUGCCGUCCACACAGCCACCGGGAGAGCCCCUCCCUGCAGCACCUGUGGUCCUCGUCAAUGAGUAUGGGGAAGAAGAGGUCGUCGGAGAGUACGAUGACGAGUACUACAGCGACGAGGAUCUAGACGGACCAAAUGGCGUGAUGCAUGACUCGAUCCAUGGUGACCGCGAUGGAAGGUGGCUGGAAGAGCAAGGCAGAGGCACUGGUGGGGAUGGCCAGACUGUGCAGGCUCCCGGCAGUGGCAAGAAGAAUAAAAAGAAGAAGAAGAAGAAGGGCAACGCAGCGACAGAGCAAGCAGCUCUCCCGGCACAGAUGGCGCCUCUGCCUCAAGUUCGAGCUACCCAGCAACAACAGCAGCAGCAGCCUGCAAUGAAUCAUCAUGCAGCACCUCCUGCCAAUGCAACGCCAAGGGGACCACAACCGCCGCCAAGCUCAAGGGCGGCUGGAAAGCAGCCAAUGACAUUCGCCUCGAAUCCUGCACCGAAGACACCAGCUGCGCCCAAUGGUCACUCUCAUCCACCGUCUGGAAAGCGUGGUACGGCCGGGUCAGCGACAGGCUCCCACGGCACAGCUCCAGGAGCCAACAACCAACCGCCAGCACAGCAGCAGCGCAUUUGGUCUACGAGCACAGCUGAGGAGCGUGAGAGAAUCAAGGAAUUCUGGCUUGCCCUCGGAGAGCGUGACCGAAGAAGUCUAGUGCAGGUUGAAAAGGAUGCCGUCUUGCGUAAGAUGAAGGAUCAGCAGAGGCAUACCUGCAGCUGCGCCGUAUGCGGUCGCAAGCGCUCUGCCAUCGAGUCAGAGCUCGAGGUUCUCUACAAUGCCUAUUACGAGGAAUUGCAGCAGUAUGCGAAUCAUCAACAGCAGUAUGUCAAGUCUGGUGGUGCGAUCCCGCCCCCUCCCGGACCAGGACCCUUCCCAGGCAGCAUCGCGCUCGAUAGUACAGGCAAUGUCAUCGGAGGCAAUGCCUUGACAAGGUCAGCUCCUCCUGCUCAGAAGACGCGAGUCACUGCUCCGCCGAAGAAAGCGCCCCCGCCUCCUCCUUUGGAAGACGAUGAUGGCUACGACGAUGAGUUGGAUGACGAUGACUACGAUGACGAGUACGACGAUGAAGACGACGAAGAGGAUGAAGAUAUUGCGCCAGAGCCACCCGCUCGCCGCAAGGGCACUGCCGGUGCUAUCGGUAACGCCAACAGUGACGUCUUCCCUCUAGGCUCUUCCUUGACGGUCAAAGGAGGCAUCCUGACAGUCGCAGAUGAUCUGCUCAAGAACGAUGGUCAAAAGUUCCUGGAGAUGAUGGAGCAGCUGGCCGAUCGUAGGAUGCAACGCGCUGAAGAGGCUGCUGCAGAGCUCGAUGCCAUCAGCGAAGAUGGCGAAGGCGACGAAGAUGAUCUCGAUGAGGAGGAAGAUGAAGACGACCACCUCACCGAUGAACAGCGGAUGGAAGAGGGUCGUCGCAUGUUCCAGAUCUUCGCGGCGCGCCUCUUCGAGCAGAGAGUUCUGUCUGCGUACCGGGAGAAGGUGGCCCAGGAGAGACAGCUUCAGUUGCUGCGAGAGCUGGAGGAGGAGGAUCUUAUCGAGAAAGAGCGAGAAGCCAAGAAGCAGAAGGAGAAUCAGAAGAAGAAGGAUAAGAAAAAGUGGGUUACGAAUUGUGCUGCAUGGAGCACUGGUAUGUCCGCUGACAAAAAUGGUGGGGUUUUGCACCUGUUUGGUUUCUUUUUACAGGCAAGCUCAGCAGAAGAAGG